Molecule: messenger RNA, 474 nt
Organism: Homalodisca vitripennis (glassy-winged sharpshooter)
Lineage: Eukaryota; Metazoa; Arthropoda; Insecta; Hemiptera; Cicadellidae
Exons: 2
Coding region: 1-474 (157 amino acids)
Source: RefSeq, a predicted model, not a curated record
AUGGUGGACAAUAAGCUGACCUGGAGAGACCAAAUUUUCCGUACUGCGGACAAGGCCGCUAAGGUAGUGCAAUCCCUUAGUAGGCUAAUGGCCAACGUCGGUGGUCCCAGGUCUAGCCGAAGACGGCUCCUCAUGUCUGCAGUCCAGUCCGUCCUCCUGUACGGAGCUGAGGUGUGGGUAGAUGCAUUAAACAAGGAGGUGUAUCGGAUGCGGCUUGCUCGGGUGCAGCGACAAGCAGCUCUCAGAGUCGCAUCAGCAUAUCGUACAGUUUCUGAGCCUGCCGUCCUGGUGAUUGCUGGAGUCAUCCCGGUCAAACUUCUGGCUGAGGAGAGGAAAGCAAUAUACCAGCGAAAAGGCGAGAUCGGCAAGGAACGUGCCACAUCAGAAGAGCGCACCCGCACCUACCGGAGGCAGAGCCAUGGACGCAACCGGCUCCGGAACACGCCUUCCACAAGAUUGAGUUUCCGUGAAUGA